Molecule: messenger RNA, 315 nt
Organism: Merops nubicus (carmine bee-eater)
Lineage: Eukaryota; Metazoa; Chordata; Aves; Coraciiformes; Meropidae
Gene: S100A11
Product: S100 calcium binding protein A11
Exons: 2
Biological process (GO): regulation of cell population proliferation
Cellular component (GO): cytoplasm
Molecular function (GO): calcium ion binding; calcium-dependent protein binding
Source: RefSeq, a predicted model, not a curated record
ACUCACCCAGAGUUGUCCCUGCAGCCCACGGAGACCGAGCGCUGCAUCGAGUCCCUGCUCGCCGUCUUCCAGCGCUACGCCGGGCGGGAGGGGGACAACUGCACCCUCUCCAAGAGGGAGUUCCUGGCCUUCAUGAACACCGAGCUGGCUGCCUUCACCAAGAACCAGAAGGACCCGGGUGUCGUGGACAGGAUGAUGAAGAAGCUCGAUCUGAACAGCGAUGGGCAGCUGGACUUCCAGGAGUUCCUGAACCUCAUCGGGGGCAUUGCCCUGGCCUGCCACAACACCCUGGUGGUCAAAGCCCCUUCCCCCUAG